UUUCAGUGUCCUGAGUCGUGCUGUGUUUCGUUUGGAAGAUUCUCGUAGACUUGGCUUUUCUCAGCAUGGAGCAAAUUUGAUGUGUUUGGAUGUAUUUUUAAACACUUGGCAACACUUGAAAUGGCCCCAUUUGGAAGAAACUUUCUGAAAGCGCACUUGAGGAACAAGGCUAAAGAUGCAGAGGAGAUACCCGGGAAGGAGAUCCAGGUGUGGGUAUGCAAUGAAGAGAAGGUGGUCUGUGGGGUGAACAAGCACACCACGUGUGCAGACAUGGUUCAAGCCCUGCUGGACGACCACAAGACCGUUCCAGAAAGUAAGAGGCUCUUGCACGGGGAGCCGGACGAGUUUUGCUUGCUAGAGCGGUGGAAGGGAUUUGAGAGGGCUCUACCACCUCUGACCCGUAUCCUUCGCCUCUGGAAUGCUUGGGGUGACCAGAAACCCUACAUUCAGUUUGUUUUGGUGAAGACCAGUGAUUUCGUUCCCGCGUCCAAGGGCGCGAAGAGGGCGUCCAAGUCUCGGAGCGCAAAGGCGAAGAGAUGGGAGCAAGGUCCCGCGCAGUACGCCAAGACGCUCCCAGUGGAACGUCAGAAGCGUCUGGUGAAGAAGGCCUUCCGGAAGCUUGAGAAACUCCGGAAGGAGGAGAUCCAUGAAGGAUCUGAGGAAAUAGACAGGAUGGUUCGGCUUAUCAUAUCCCAGGAUCACACCAUACGGCAGCAGGUACAAAGCAUGCGGGAUAUGGAUAUGGAAAUAGAGCGCAUUGAGCGACAGUUCCUAGAGGACUCCUCAGCUUCCUUACGCUUGACAGACAGUCCCGACAGCCAAUCCCUGACUCUGUCCCUCUCCGCAUCUCAGUGUGAAGAUCAGCUACAAGAAUACCUCUACACCAGUGAUGGUAUCAAUCAGUUGGAACUACAGUUGCACAGGCACCGAGAGCUCAUUAGCGAGCUGUCUCGGGACAUCGAUGAAGAGUUGAGGAAGAGUGCGUGGAUGCUGGAGAAUGAGGAACCAGCAGGAGCAAUGGCUGCAAGCCCAUGCUUAGAUCCAGAAGAUUUGUCUUCCUCUGAGGUCCAAGAACUGGAGAGCUUACGUAAUGAACUGGAACAGAGCAUGCAGGCUGGCCUCUGUCUCCACAACCAAACCCAGGAACUGGAGAAGGAGCUCCAGCAGAACAGCACCACCUUGCAGUCAAGGAACUGGGAGUACCAGCAGCUGGUUUCCCAGCUCAGUUCUCUGCAGCUGGAAGAGUGCCCUGGACAGCCCAGCUCCGUGUGUUCAAAGAGUCAGGUCAAGUUUAAUAUUCCGCAGCAGACAGUAGAGAAGCUUAGACCAUGUCUGUCCCCAACCGAUGUGACAGACACAGACUCAGACACAGGCAUUAGUUCCACACACAGCCAGGAUUCAUUAUCCCCAUGUUUAGACAGACUACCACCACUGGACACAGAUGUGUGAGCUUGACUUUCAAGACAAACAAAGUAAUUCACUUUUUUUUUUAAAGAAAAAAAAAAGAAAGAAAGAAAGAAAAGUAGUUGGCAACGAGCACCACAAGCAUAUUUGAUUCUUUUUUUUUUUCUUUAAAUAAAUUUGAAUACUAAAGGUUAAUGCGACAGGUCACUAUUACUUUGAGUUCUGAUUUAAAAUUGUUGCGUAAUUUAUCCUCAGAAUUGACUACAAGGGACCAGUACAUAAACACAAAAUGAUAUCCGUAAAAAGCUAGUACGACUAAGAUGUAAAAGGUAAAUGGAUUAUUCAUGUUUUACUCAAUGAAAGCAAGUGCAGGAACAUGCUUCAGGUAGAUUUAAAGGAGAAGUUAACUCUUUUUCAUAUUUGGACCCAUUGUAGCCCUGACCUCCGUGUAAUUAAACAUGGGGUCAUUUUUAGAUACAUUAUUUCAGUAGCCCAGUAUUCCCCAGUGUCUUUUGUCAUGUACAUUUUGAAGUCCAGUAAGUCCGUAUCAAUGUAAAUGACCAAAAUAUCCUGUUCUGUCUUAAAGACAAAUAGAAACAGACAAUGCAUUAUUAAAAAAAAAAUCCAAAAACCUGAAAAUCAAAGUGUUCUGUACAAAAAAAAAGAAAGAAAAAUUUGUAAAAGUUAACACAUGGCAAACACUCAUGUAAAGGUUAAUAAUCAACCAGUAUGUGAAAAGGAGUGAACUUCUCCUUUGGCAGUAGGAUUAAUUGCACAUCUUACUUCUGGAAUUGUUCAAAGCACAGUAAUAAUGGAAAAUGAGCUUGCAAUAUUGCGUAAAGCAGUACAUAAGAUUCAGUGUCUCUUGGAUUUAGAGAAGAAGAAAUACUCAAGUCAACAUCAAUGAUAAGAACAAACCAUUCAUCACAAAAUCCUGAUCAUAAUUUACUCAAAUUUCAGGUGUCAGUAAGAUGCAGGUCUUUUCAAUCAUGAAAUUUUCUGUUGCCUUUCGUAAUAUGUGAAUAAUCAUUCUUUUGACUAUAUUACUUAGUUCGUUUAGAAUACAAGUAUUUGAGCAUGUAGGAUUGAAAAUGUUCGAUAAAAUUUUAUCUGAAAAAGUGGCACUGUUUUAUAUUAAAACAUCAGGCAAAAUGUUUUCUAGACAGGCAGCUUUACCUUAUCUGUCUGAAAGACUUUGGAGUUUAAAAUCUUUUUCUGUUCGUACUCUAAAUUUUAUAAGCUGUAUGACAUUCACAGAGUGAUAUAUUAAGCAAUAAUAAUAGGUAAUAACAAAAAUAUGAAUUUAUUUAUUAGAUGCAACAAAUGCAUAUAUUUUUCUUUCAAAGACGCUGUAUGAUACUGUAAUGGUUAAUUAUUCCUAAGCAU
Messenger RNA from Chanos chanos (milkfish), 2790 nucleotides. RefSeq names its product Ras association domain family member 9 (gene rassf9). The record is from RefSeq and is a predicted model, not a curated record. The transcript is spliced from 2 exons. Gene Ontology annotation, biological process: signal transduction. Bases 121 to 1449 code for a protein of 442 amino acids. Lineage: Eukaryota; Metazoa; Chordata; Actinopteri; Gonorynchiformes; Chanidae.